UGAACGAAAAGUCACCUCGAAUGAAGCUGAAUCCCAUUUCUAUCAUGAUAUUGUUCAGCAGCAGCUUCCUCGUACGUCAUAAGAAUAUAUUUUAAAAACAUCAGGUUCCUCCGUCCCUCCGAUUUCAAAAGUCCGACUCCUAUAUAAUCAAGCCGACCUCCUCCGCGAGGCACCCCUUGGAAAUUUGGAGCUACCAGGGAAAAGCCGGUGGUCGCAAAGAAUCCAUCACAUCGCACUACCAUCCGGCGCACAACAAAGAUGGACGCCGCAACACGCAAAUCCGUAGCCGGCGAGGCCCAGGGAGGCAGCAAACAGCCCUCGCAAAGCUCCUUCCUCACCGGCAGGCUCAACAACAUCCCCGGCCGCUCUUCGUCCACCUCCAUGACCUCCCGCAUCGAUGCCUCCAAACUCGCUGCGGGAUGUCUGCAGGACCUGCCCGAUCUGCAACAGGCCAAGAGUUCAUCCAGAGACAAUCUGUCUGGCUCGAGGGUCAUGGCUGUGCAGUCAAACAGCCAGUACCGCUCCAGUCUUGACCAGCCACCCCAGCAGAAGCAGUCGCAGAGCACCCUGGCCAAAACUGCCAUGAAGAAUUCCAUGAACAGCGUCCAGCGCAAACCAGCCGCGGUGUCGAGGUUCGGCUCCAAACAUGAUGUCGAAGCCGGUGUUCCUAUCGACCGAGAUAGCGCGAUUAAGGGUACGGCCCAGGCGGAGGAUAUUGUGGAUGAAGGUUUGAUGCGCAAGGCAGGCGGCAAGGAGGGUGUGAUCAGUUUCCGUGAACCCAGGUGGAAGAAGUGGUUGUCGAUCCGCACCACUAUCAUCGUGCUGUUCAUGACGGCCCUCAUCUUCAACGGGCUGUUUAUCUUCAUCUUCAUGCUCUUGCGCAACCAGGAGAACGUCAUGGACCUAGCAACCCAAAUCCAAGACACAAUCAUCCAAGACAUCACCGACCGCCUCCUAACCCGUCUCCGCGCCGCCGAAUCCCUCGAACGCACCAACGUCGCCAUGAUCCGCGCCGGCACCCACAACGUCGAAACCGUAUCCGGCCUGCAAGCCUACGCCGAAUCCAUGCAGCUGCUGCUCACCGCUAACCCAAACACCUCCUCCGACGCAUACGUGUUCCCGCUCAAUGAGAAUGGUGGCGGGUGCUGGGGCGCAAUUUUCGGGAAUGAUAAGAAGUUGCAGAAGUGGAAUGCGACGGGGACGCCGGCGUUGCCAGAUAAUAAGGCGAGGUUUUAUACGUGGGGACAUGAUGAGAAUGGGGAUUAUAAUGUGCUGGUUAGUAAUGCAUCGGCGUGGAUCGACUAUGAUGACCCCACAUAUGAGAUGGUGUACAACGUCGAGCCCCGCAUCAAUCCCGGCGCGAUGUUAUGGAGUUCUCCCUGGGUGAUCGACAAUCGCCCUUAUGUGACACUGAGUAUGGCUGCGAUCAACCCGGCCGGCGUAUGGGUUGGCAUCGCUGGGACUGACAUUGCGCUCGGCUCCAUCUCUCCCAUCCUCCGCGAAGUCGCCACCAGCGCCUCCUCCGACGCGAUCCUCCUCAUCGUUAACCGCAAGGACGGCAUGGUCGUCGGCGCCUCGGACCGCGACCUGUCCUACCGCUGCGACGGCCGAAUGACCAACUCCGUCUGCGACGGCACCGUCAGCCUCCUCAAACCCGACAGCCAAUACUUCCCGCAAUCCUACCACGACGCCGACAGGAUCGUCAUCGCGGAGUACGGCGGCUGGGACAAAGUCCACGCCAAACGUAUCUUCACAGGAGAUAUCGACGGCCAGGCCAAAUUCCUCAACGUCGCACCCCUCGACACGGGCGCUUCCAACCUCCAAUGGGCCGUCGUCCUAAUGAUCAACCAAUCCGACUUCCUCUCCGGGGUCACCACCUCCCGCAACGUCGCCAUCGGGGUCUUCUGUGGGUUGUUGGCGGUAUCGAUUGCUCUGACGUUUGUGUUUGCGAUGGGGAUCACAAAGCCGUUGGCGGAUGUGACGGAUAAAAUGAACAGCUUGUUCAAGGCGAAGGCGGAGAAGAUGGCUAAGUUGUUGGAGGAGGAGGGGACGGAGAGUGUGAGGUCGACGACGACGGUUUAUGAGGAUUCGAACUUGGUGGAGAUUAGGCUUUUGCAAGGUAUGCACGCGUGCAAAUUCGUGCACCCAUUGGUAGUCCAACGCAUCGUCUGGAACGAACCCGGCGCCGCCGAUAUUUGUGUCACGCGGAAGGAGGUGUCGAUCUUCUUCUCCGACAUCAAAGACUUUACAGUCCUCUCCGAACGCCUCCCCGUCGCUGUCCUCAUCACCAUCUUGUCCAAGUAUCUUGGUUUUAUGACUGAGAUUAUCGCACGCUAUGACGGCAUCGUCGCGGAUUUCAUUGGUGAUGCUAUCAUGGCAUUUUGGGAAGACAGCCCCAACCACGCGACGCUAGCGGUGCAAUGCGCCUUGGACCAGCAGGCGGCGAUGGCGACGUUCAAUCAGAUGUUGGCGGGCAAGGGGUAUGAGCCCAUGUCGGUGCGCAUGGGGUUGCAUGUGGGGACGGUGCUUGUCGGGAACAUCGGAUCCGUCCACCGCCUCAAAUACGGCUGCGUCGGCGACGACGUCAACCUCUGUUCCCGCCUCGAAGGCCUCAACAAACGCUACAACACCAACAUCGUCCUCUCCGACGAAAUGGCCCGCCAACUCCCCCCUCUCUUCGAAACCCGCGCCCUCGAACAAGUCAUCGUGAAAGGCCGGAGCACCGCAACAUACCUACACGAGCUCUGCGGGACGCGCGAGGGGGUAUCACCGGCCAUCGCUGAGCGCAAUCUGACGUUUGACGCCCUGAGGAAGAGGGUGGAGGUGUUGGAGGAUGUGGAGGGCGAAGAAGGGAUGACGUUGUUGGAAGAGGUGGAAAGGUAUUUGAUGAAUUAUCCGGGGGAUACGGCGGGGGCGCUGUUGAGGGAUCGGUUGACGAGUGGGCAUUUGUCGGGGCCGGUUAAGUUGAUGGAGAAGUAGGGGUGUGGACUGAGGGAAGGCGCGAUUCUGCUUUUGCGCCCGGCUAGUAGGACUGUGGUCCGCUUCGUGGCUGUCUUUUUGGGUUCUUUUGGGGGCAUUCUCUGGAGGGAAGAUAACAUUGCAAGACUGACACGAGGCAUUCUUGAUACGAUACCAUGUCCCUCAGUCCCGCUUCAUCAGGUCCAUCUGCCAUCACUCGACUACCCGAGUUAUUUCUGGUUGCAAUGUAUGUUGUACAUAUGAGCAAAGGUUCGUCUGCCAAUGUCCAUCGUAGAUAUCUGGAAAGCCAAUCGCCUUCCGGGCCCGAC
Molecule: messenger RNA, 3287 nt
Organism: Fimicolochytrium jonesii
Lineage: Eukaryota; Fungi; Chytridiomycota; Chytridiomycetes; Spizellomycetales; Powellomycetaceae
Exons: 11
Coding region: 259-2979 (906 amino acids)
Biological process (GO): cAMP biosynthetic process; intracellular signal transduction
Source: RefSeq, a predicted model, not a curated record